AUUUGGACCAGGUUAAUUAUCGAGUAUCAUUGUCAAUCCGAGAUCUCCAUGGAGACAGAAGGUCCGAGUCCAGGAUCGCUAGACACACUUCGCCACCUCGUCAAGUCCACUCUUUGUCAUGUCAGCCUGAAGUUACUGCUCUCGAACGGGAUGAAUACCCAAAGGGAAGGCCGCUCGCUUGCACUGACGUCUCAAAGGGAUGCAGACUCCUUUCCACCCGCCAACUUUUUGCUGACCUUUUCAUCAUCUUCGAUCGUAUAGUUUGUCAACAUACUAACAUCUGACACAUAUACAUACUCCCGAUCGCCCUCAAACGACGCCUUGCGCGUACCAUAUCACGCCGUGUAGUAUACGUCGAGGAUCUGGAGUUUCCCAAUUCUUGAAAGGCGCUGAACACAAGUCAGUCAGUUGGACCUCAAUGGGCUUAUCAGAUCGACCAUCAGGAUCUACGACUUCGUCCACUCUCACACCUGGUCCUCCUUCUCAGCUCAACUUCAGCUCGUUUCCAAGAAGGGUCUCAACGCCUUCAGCCUGUACACCAUGCAAGAGAUCUCACUUGGCAUGUGAGGCGUCUCGGCCUUGCGGACGAUGCAUCAAGCUGGGCAAAACCGAUGAUUGCGAGGACGCACCGCAGUUGAAGCGUGGUCGACCAAGAAAGCUGAAGCGAUCCAGUACACGGUCUCCAAGCGUUGAUUCGAGUAGUUUGACAGCAUGUUUGGAAAGAGAUGUAUUUACACCAACUGGAUUCGAGUCAGGCUUCGACUACCCUAGCCUUCUCGAGUCGUUCGAGCUUUUCACCACAACAGACUUCAAGAUCCUCAGAGCCACUGAUCCCUGCUAUCACCUCACCGGAUUUCACCCUCACGAAUUCAUCAACAUACCUCUCCAAGAACUUGUCUUCCCUGAUGACUGGCCCCAGAUGAAGCAUCAUCAGAUGGCACUGACGAACCCCUUGGAUGGCCCCGCCAGACUUCGGACCAGUCGCCAAGCGCAGGCCGCGUUGACACAGCUCGACGACCUCAGGCUUCGAGUUCCUGCCCAGGGCAUGGUUGCGCCAUUUCCGAACGAGAAUGUUAGGGUCGUACGAAAUGACGGGACGUACGCGCUUUUCAACGUCCGCAUCCACCUCGGAGGAGCACUCGAAGGUUGCCUGAGAGAGCUGGAACAGCUUGACUCGAGUUACUUUGCCAUAUCUCUUCUGAUCCUUCGAUCCUCCGACUCGCCUAUCCUCGUCGACAAGGUGAUCCCACCAACUCCUCUCACACCGUCAGUGGGCCCUAUCUCACGUCCACAAACCGAAAGCUCAUCUGUCGACCCUCCUGGGUUCUCCACCUUUGCCGCUGCCGCAGCCCUGCGGGAGACCAGUCGAUAUGCGCUGUCGCCUUCCUCGACCAGGCAGGACGGUUUUGCAGUCAACUCGUUAUCCCUCGAGACCCCGUUUGAAACUUGGCGUUCUUCCGCGGUGUCUCGGCUGCGAGUUCAGUACCAGCAAUCGUGGUAUGAACAAGCCGGCGAUCCAGUCAGAGAACAAGGAUGGAGGAGAACAUACCUAACUCCCACGCACAAUGGAUCACAUCAGGGUCUCCAGAUCACCGGACUACCUCAAAAUGCCCAAAUGGGUACAAGCUGCCAGCCCCUGAGCGCCUAUACCGAUGAAUAUGGAGAUUGUCCUCGAACGAGCCAACCUGACAUGCACCACGCAACUACAGCACGUCAGCCUCAGGAACACCUCCGGAACGGACGGCAGGCGGCAUGGCCGAUAGACCUUGCUCAACAUCCCCUACAUCUGACAUAUUCGCCUGAGAAUCUCCACUGGACUGGAUAAUCGUCGCACUCGCAAUAUCUGCCUGAACCUCGCUUCGAAACACGUCUCGAAAUCAGUAGAGAUCACCCCUAUAUCAAACGAGAGUUCUAGCGUCCAACAAGUCUUUGGCGUGACAUUCUCUACAUUUUGAGGAUUCUUCGUCUGUAGCAU
Molecule: messenger RNA, 1975 nt
Organism: Kockovaella imperatae
Lineage: Eukaryota; Fungi; Basidiomycota; Tremellomycetes; Tremellales; Cuniculitremaceae
Exons: 2
Coding region: 419-1825 (468 amino acids)
Biological process (GO): regulation of DNA-templated transcription
Molecular function (GO): zinc ion binding; DNA-binding transcription factor activity, RNA polymerase II-specific
Source: RefSeq, a predicted model, not a curated record